UCCUUAAAGAAGCUUCAAGGUUUGACGUCAGUAUAGACCGGGACCCACCGACUGUGGCUGCAGUGGGUCUCAGAGACCUUGAGAACACCAGCAACGUUCCAGCAGAAAGCACAGCAGUGACAUAUAGAGUACCUGGCAGCAGGAAAGGGAAUGGAAGGAACGAAACGAUCAAGAGUCCAGGUCCAGUACGGAGCACAUUACAGAAGUUCCUGGUACAGUACCUAGGGUACCCUGUAGCACCCCGCGUUGGUGUCAUCGUCCUGCUGCCUUACAGCAGAGUGCUCUUUCAACUUCAAAAAGCUCAACCACCACAAACACCGUGGCCCAUAAAUCUGUCUCCCGACCACAUCAGAGCCUUUUGCUCGCAACUUACUCUGACCUGCGACCACAGUCACUCCCUCAGACUCCCACGCCGCAAGCACGAUGGUGAGGACCGGUCCCUGCAUGCUUCCCCUGUAUGCGACCCCUCCAAAGUCGCCUUGCUGAUGUGUCGCACGCAUAGUUCAACCCGUGGGGUUCCGUCGGCGCUGAUUACCGUGGGAGCCUCCGAGCUCCCCGAGCGCAGCGUUUCGAUGAGUACUACCGCUGCUACCCUUUGAUUAUGGCGCCAGGUGCCGAGCGCCCCGAGCUCAACUACGGAUCCAAGAUCUUCCUUCCGCCAUCUGCCCUCGAUAAGGUGUCGAGGCUGCACGUUCAGUGGCCCAUCAUGCUGGAACUGAUCAACGGGGCGACGGGCAAACACACACAUGCAGGCGUGUUGGAGUUCGUGGCGGAGGAGGGCAGAGCAUACAUUCCGCAGUGGAUGAUGCAAACGCUCCAACUGGACGUGGGCGACAUGAUCCAAGUCAAGACCACUUCCCUCGAGCUUGCGAAGUUGGUCAAAUUGCAACCACAAUCUGUCAACUUCCUGGAAAUCACCGACCCGCGCGCCGUUCUAGAGAAGGCCUUCCGCAACUUUGCAGCCCUGACCAAAGGCGACGUCUUCAAUUUCGAGUACAACGAUGAAGUCUAUGAUGUGGCCGUUCUGGAUGUGAAGCCCGAAACAGAGAAGAUGGGCGUCAGCAUGAUCGAGACCGAUGUCAGCGUCGAGUUUGCUCCGCCAGUAGGCUACGUCGAGCCUGAGAGAGUGCAACGCGACAGCGGCACCAGCACACCGCGCAGUGCGCGAGGCGCGGGCGCCGGCGUGCCUCUCGGCGGCUUACUCUACAAUCAGGGCACCAUGGCGCAAGCGAUUAACUACGACGCCAUCGCCCCUGGCGCCACCACAGCGUCAGCAGGCAACUUCCUCGGGGAAGGCCAACGGCUGAGCUCAAAGAAGGGCGGCAAGGCUACGGCCAAGCCGGCAACGACCGUGGCUGGUACGUCAGGGGACGCCAAGGAAGUUGCGCUUCCUAGGCGGCGGAACGAUGGCCCCGCACCGCUGCGUUUACCGCCAAACAAGCUUUUCCUGGGGUACAAGAUCAAGCCGGUCAAGACAGCCGAGGACAAGGAGCGCGAGGCCACAAGUGCAAAGCAACCGCAUUUUGCUGGCCAGGGGCAAACAUUGAGGGGUGCUGUGAAGAGGAAGGGCGAUGGCGAUGGCCAAACCAGCAAAUGAUGCCGACGAGAGAGGGAUAAUCUAGGGGCGGGAUAGACGGACGGGAGGUUUAGGUAGCACGGGAUUCCCGGCACUAUCUCAUCAAAUGGCCGGUGCAUUUGGCGUUCGGGAUUACAGUAUAAUGCGUAAGGAGCAUCAUGAACGCG
This is a messenger RNA of Thermothielavioides terrestris NRRL 8126, 1743 nucleotides long. RefSeq lists its product as uncharacterized. Gene Ontology annotation, molecular function: polyubiquitin modification-dependent protein binding. The transcript has 3 exons. Lineage: Eukaryota; Fungi; Ascomycota; Sordariomycetes; Sordariales; Chaetomiaceae. The record is from RefSeq and is a predicted model, not a curated record. Bases 602 to 1597 code for a protein of 331 amino acids. Gene Ontology annotation, cellular component: VCP-NPL4-UFD1 AAA ATPase complex.